This is a messenger RNA of Dicrocoelium dendriticum, 327 nucleotides long. The record is from the annotation of a GenBank genome assembly. NCBI's taxonomy places the organism in Eukaryota, Metazoa, Platyhelminthes, Trematoda, Plagiorchiida, Dicrocoeliidae.
AUGGAGACCAUUCGUUUGAGGAAGGCUUGGUCGUCGAGCAUCCUUUCAGCUGGAGUCUCUUUGUUGGAUUCUGGGACGUUUGUGAUUAUCAGGCAGCGGUUGCGAACAGGCCGCUUGUCUCGUUCCGGUGAUGCUGGCUUUGGUGGACAUUUCUUUUCUCUGACAAGUUCCUCAAGCUGCGCUACUCUAUUUAAGACGAGCUUUAGUUCCACGUUUUUGGUGUUUGAUUUUAUCUUGGGUCGUGAGGAAAUCUUCUUUGAGGCCUUGUUCUCAGCUAUGGUUGUCCUUGUUUUUGCCGAGGUGCUAGCGCUCGCGACUGCGGCAUAG